AUGAAGAACAUAAAUUAAUUUCAAAGUCUGGAUUGCCAAUUAGGUGAUUAAUAUGACCCCACAGCCAAAAUAGUUGUUUCGUCUCGCCAGGAGAAGGAUGAUUAUUUACUACCCCGGAUUUGCAAAUAAAUUGAAUUCUACUUGGGAGAUGCGAACCUUUUGCAUGAUAACUAUUUCAGACGGCUACUCCAAGAGAAUUAGGGUUGGAUUCCUUUGGAGGCAUUCUUAUAAUGUAAUAAGAUAAAAGUUAUACUUCGUAAUUAUCCGAAAGGAUCGAAGCAACAAGUGCUCAUUCUAAUAUAUGCAUUGAAAAGAAGUGACAUAUUGGAGGUGGAUGAGGAUCGAGGGAUGGUGAAGAGGAGAAUUCCAUUUGUUGACAAUAGUCACUUUAUGGAUGAGAGGACCAUUUAUGUGGAGAACAUUCCCCGAGUCGUGGAUCAAUAAUUGUUGCAUCAGAUUUUCAGCAGAAUAGAUAAGCAGGUCUUGCAGGUGAAGAAAUUCGACACGUAUGGAUUUAUAACCUUUCUCAACAUCGAGAGUGUAAACAAGGCCAUUCAAGUUUGCAACAACCUAAUACCUAAAGAGAUUAUGGAGAGGGAAAUAAUGAUCAAAGGCGGAUUACGAGUGAUGAGUAAGAUCGAUUGGCUCAAUUACAAAAAUUAGUGCAAGUAGUUGAAAUAGAAAAAGAUUAAUGAACUGAUCGAGGAGCCUGUCAAAUUGAAAAUUAAGCAGAUUCAAACUCAAGAUCUAAAAAUCGAAGAGUUGCGCAUCGCUGUUGGUCACGCUGUCAAUCCUCGACUGGUGAAGCACAUUAAUAUUGAGGCUGACACAUGCGUCAUUGAGUGUGCAAAUCAAUUUGCAGCAGACUCAAUCAAACUCAACAUCUUUCGCAUCCAAAACUAUGAUGACAGAUUCUGUAAUUCCUUUUUGGACAUUUCAUGA
This is a messenger RNA of Paramecium tetraurelia, 942 nucleotides long. RefSeq lists its product as uncharacterized. Gene Ontology annotation, cellular component: nucleus. Gene Ontology annotation, biological process: RNA processing. Gene Ontology annotation, molecular function: mRNA binding. Lineage: Eukaryota; Ciliophora; Oligohymenophorea; Peniculida; Parameciidae. The record is from RefSeq and is a predicted model, not a curated record. The transcript is spliced from 3 exons.